Molecule: messenger RNA, 2273 nt
Organism: Annulohypoxylon maeteangense
Lineage: Eukaryota; Fungi; Ascomycota; Sordariomycetes; Xylariales; Hypoxylaceae
Product: MFS general substrate transporter
Exons: 3
Coding region: 315-2012 (565 amino acids)
Biological process (GO): transmembrane transport
Molecular function (GO): transmembrane transporter activity
Source: RefSeq, a predicted model, not a curated record
AGCUGGUAGGGCUCUGGAUCCGUUGUGGAUUACUUGAUCUAGUCUGGAUAAUUACAUUAUUAUCACAAGAAUGCCAGCUUGGAUGCAUUUGGCGACGAUGAGACAGCGAGUAUUUAGCCCUUAUUAAUAUUUAGCAGAGAAAAGCCUCUAUAGGAUAUAUAAAAGGAUGACUAUGACAUGUUGUGUAAUGAGAUUUUUUUUAUUCUUGCUAUUGCUAGUCUAGCUAGAUUAGCGAUGAUAUAAGACUGCGUGAUCAGUCACGGCAUCAGAGCCGAAUAAUCUCCCUCUCACCAGUAUGACCCGUUGAACAUAAUAUGGGCCGAAAAGAAAAUGAUGAAGCCAGUGCUUCGGUGAGCUCAGGAAACGACCUACCAGAUCUCACACCUAUAGCCCGCGAUGAUGUUGGGGACGAGAGAAUUCGCCCUGAAUUGAUGACGACGCCAAAGACGACACAGGUUCGGUGGUGUGACCUUCCAAACAAAGACCAACUGUUCAUCCUGUCACUCUGUCGCCUAUCAGAACCCCUCUCUAAUGUCUGCCUUCUACCCUAUAUAUUCUACCUCGUUCGAUCGGUCCUACCGCCGACGCUGGCCUCCUCCGAAGAUGACCAAGCACCUCAAGCUGCAGCCCGCAUAUCUGAGUUUUCCGGCUUGCUCGUUGCCUCAUUCCCGCUAGCGCAGUUUCUCGUGAGCCUCCCGUGGGGAAGACUGUCGGACAGACACGGGCGGCGCCUUUCUAUCGUUGCCGGGUUAGCAGUCUCCGUCCUGGCAAACAUCGGAUUCGGUUUCUCGCGGUCCUUCGGCUCUCUCCUAUUUUGGAGAGUCUUGGCCGGCUUCGCCAACGGAAAUGUCGGUAUAAUGCGCACGGUAACGGCGGAGGUGGUAUGCGAGCGAAGAUACCAGACUAAGGCAUUCCUCUUACUACCAUUGGUAUUUAAUGCGGGCAUGGUAGCCAGUUUGACUCUAGGGGGUUGCCUUGCGGAGCCUGUCGUUAAUAUGCCGUGGCUCUUCGGACCAGACGGUGUCUUCAAUACGAGUCGGAAUCCCGCCGGCGUAGCUUGGGCUGUUGCCUUCCCAUAUGCGCUCCCUGCGCUCCUCAACGCCGCUGUACUGAGUUGUUGUCUUAUUAUAGCUUUAGUCGGCCUCAGGGAAACGCUUCCUGGAAAGGAGGAUCGGAAAGAUGUCGGCCUAAAGGCUGGAGAGGCGAUUAUGCGAUGGAUCCAACGUAUACUACAUAGACGACAGCAAUACGUAAAAAUCGACAGUAGCGAAGACACGUUCCUAGGACAGGCUCGAUUAGAUUUCGAGAAACCCGCACCCGAGAUAACACCCGACGCUCGCAAAGAGCUCCCUUUUCGAGGUAUCUGGACGCGUAGGGUACUAUGCGCUUUGGUCUCGUUCGGGUUGCUGCCGUUGCAUAAUUCGGCCUUCAUGCAUAUAUUCCCAGUAUACCUCAGUAGCCCACCAGCUGAUAACGGUGAGGCCACAUUCUUUGCCUUCGCCGGCGGUUUGGGUCUACGCUCUUCAACUAUUGGUAUGUGGCUUUCAGCCUUCGGUAUAUGCGGGAUUUUAUUGCAACUGUUUAUAUAUCCACGACUACAAGCACGCAUUGGAACGAGAGGUGUCUUCCGGGUUUCGUUGUUUCUGUUUCCUGUCACGUAUGCGACAGCACCGUACCUGUCUCUCUUGGCGGGCGAAGGUGAUGGAGCCUUACGCUGGGUAUUUUUAGGGUUAGUAGUGUGUUCUCAAAUCAUGGCACGUACGAUGGCCAUACCGAGUACCGUCAUCUUAUUGACCGAGGCGACACCCUCAAAGACAGUUCUGGGGACCAUCCAUGGGGCUGGGAAUAUGCUUGCGAGCCUAUCUCGUACGGUUGGACCAGCAGUUGGGGGAUACGUGUUUGCAUUAGGGGUUGAAGAGGGUGUCAUUGGGCUUGUAUGGUGGUUAUACCUAGUAGCUAUUGCGUUGUGUGCCUUGGUUUGGUCGUAUCUUAUGGAGGGGGACGGAAACUGAAUCCUGAACUUGGCAAGCAAAUGAGUAGAUUGGCAUAGAAUGACUUCAGACGCCCCAAAGAAUUAAAGCACCAAUAAAAGCUAGGUAUGUUUUUUUUUUUGUUUUUUUUUCACAGGCAUCCUUUCUAGGCGGGCGUGAAUUGGUUGUCUUUUUGUAUACUGCUUACUAGGUACCUACCUAGAUAGGUAUUUACCCAGGUAGUAUAUGAGGGUAGGUAGGUAGGUAGGUAGGUAUACAAUAUAAAAGGUUAUACGACUACCA